CUGCUGUUUAAGCCCGUACGUGGCAGUCACAGAGCCGUAGAGCGCAGCUGAAGCUGAAGCUGCUCAACUGUCCCGCAACAAUUCACACGCACAGGCCGACUUCGUGCGCUCCCGCUGGCUGUACUGUUUUAAUAUAGUCAGACGCACCGUGACGGUCGCUUUAUAUCAUUCACAUCAUGUUUACUCUGUCGGAACUCGUUGUCUUGCUGGUCGUCCUGACUGCUACCGCGUCCGGCUACUUCGUUAGCAUAGACGCCCAUGCCGAAGAGUGCUUCUACGAGCGGGUCAACUCCGGUACCAAGAUGGGCCUCAUGUUUGAGGUCGCCGAAGGAGGAUUCCUGGACAUCGAUGUCGAGAUCACAGGACCGGAUGGGAAGCAGAUUUAUAAAGGCGACAGAGAAUCCAGUGGCAAGUACUCUGUGGCAGCACACAUGGACGGAACCUACAAGUUCUGCUUCAGCAACAAGAUGUCAACCAUGACACCCAAGAUCGUCAUGUUCACCAUCGAUAUUGGAGAGGCACCGAAAGGCCAGGACAUGGAGACAGAAGCUCACCAAAACAAACUGGAGGAGAUGAUCAAUGAGCUGGCAGUCGCCAUGACGGCUGUAAAGCAUGAGCAGGAGUACAUGGAGGUUCGCGAGAGGAUACACAGAGCAAUCAACGACAACACAAACAGCAGAGUGGUGCUGUGGUCGUUCUUUGAGGCUCUGGUUCUGGUGGCGAUGACACUUGGACAAAUUUACUACCUGAAGAGAUUUUUCGAAGUACGGCGAGUGGUUUAGUGUGAUAACGUGAUCCCUCCAUCUCCACUGUUUCUUCAAUACCAAGACAAUUAUUUACACCCUGCAAAUGAGACUGGCAGUUUUACAUGAAGCCCACAUGUGAUUGGAUCUCAGAUGUUUUUCUUGUCCUGUUACCUAUUCAUUUCCUUCUGUAUAAAUGUAAUAAUGUAUGUUAGGAAGGAAUGGCCGACAAGUUAAUUUGGUUUUUUUCAAAAUUUUUUUUUGUCCAUUAUUCUUUGAUAACUCUAAUAAAUACCAAUUAGAUGCCAGUACAGUUUGGCCUGUAUGUAGUAGUGUUGGGCUCAUCAUUUUGAAGUCAGAUUGUGGAAGAAAGGCAUAGAAAUGCACAACAGUGGAUUUGCAUGUGUGGAGUUACCACAGGUGAAUGUGGCUCUUAUUUCGAUUUAAACUGGACACCUUUCAAAUGACAAACAUGAAACCAGAUUCCAUUUGCCCACUUGCAAGUUGCUAGAGUCCAAGCAAAGUCAGACAAUGUCCUGUAACGUUGUUUUACUACCAAACAAGAAAUUGCACUCCGGAUGAACGUGUUUAAAAAAUAAUUAAAAAAAAAAAACCUGAAGGAUUUACGUCUAUGCCGAUGUUUAAGUGAAACUGCAACGUUAAGCUCGGUCUGAUGGUUCAGCAGGAAAUCUUUUCAAUGGAAAACUUUCUUUGGGAAAGGGUUUGAAAACCCUGUGUCAACAGGCAAGUUUUUCUUCUGACCUAAAAGGUCACAAGUUGAUUUACUUUUCAGUCGUGUCAACUUUUAAACUUGGGCUUAUAACGAGCUGACACGGUGUUGAAUUUUAUCCAAACUGCUUGCGCUGCAACCCCAAAAUAAAGUGAAGAGGGAUACUGAAACACAUGUUACAUGUUGAUCGAGGCUGACUGGGUGGGGGUGGGGCGUUGAUGCUUAUUGACUGCUGUGUGCUUAAGUUGCUUCUAUUAUGGUUUGUUUGUUGGGGUUUGAGGUUUUAAAUUAUAAGAUUGUAUACAAUUUUGAAUAUUGUUUUUGUUUUGUUUUUUUCUGGAGCGUAUCCAGUGACAUGUGACUGUUUCAGUUGCCUCUUUAGAACUUCACAUCUAGCAAAUGGCCACAAUGUGGAAGAUGUUGCAUGUUGGUGGAUACGCUCCAGGUUUUUUUUAUUAAAAAAAUGGUGAGCUCAGGCAAGUGAACUGCUCUGUGCAAAGUCUUUUUUGUGUAAUUUCAACAAAACCUGAUUAAUGGAUCUGUACAAAUGUAGAAUCGUUAUCUGUGGAAAACGCCCCAGGUUUGAUAAUAAAGCCAAUAUUCUGUACAAUUA
Molecule: messenger RNA, 2086 nt
Organism: Solea senegalensis (Senegalese sole)
Lineage: Eukaryota; Metazoa; Chordata; Actinopteri; Pleuronectiformes; Soleidae
Gene: tmed2
Product: transmembrane p24 trafficking protein 2
Exons: 4
Coding region: 177-782 (201 amino acids)
Biological process (GO): Golgi organization; intracellular protein transport; endoplasmic reticulum to Golgi vesicle-mediated transport
Cellular component (GO): Golgi apparatus; COPII-coated ER to Golgi transport vesicle; endoplasmic reticulum-Golgi intermediate compartment
Source: RefSeq, a predicted model, not a curated record